AGCUUCCUAUCGGACCCCUCGCAAAUGCAUGUGAAAUAUUUCUUGCGAAUCUUGGUCACUUGAUUGAAUUUGAAAAUGAAAUGUAUCGUAUUAGGCCUACCAAAUGUGUGUUGGUUAGACUUUAGGAAACAAAAUCACUGUUGAGCUAUUUUGACCAUUCAUUACUUUUGGAAUAUUAUUAAGACUGAAAAUAUUUUUUUAAACAUUUUUCAUCAUCUUUCGCUUUCUAUUGACUGUUGUAAGUUCCCUGGCUUUGCUUUGCCUUUUCCCGGAUGUAGCAAAAUUGUGAGUGUGUAUGAUUAUGAAAUUACUUUCUGAUGCAUACCAUGACAUGUGCACAUAUACUAAUACAACACUGUUCGGUACUACAAACACUAUUGGCCUACUACAUUUUUUUUUCACACAUUGGGGAGUUUGGAAGUUAAUGUAUGGGCUCGUCCAAAUAAUGUACAUUUAAUUUCCAUGUAAACUUUUAUCUGUGAAUGACAUAUUUGCUGCAUUCAGGGGCUUUUUUUAUCUUGAAUUAACACACUAUAACUCUGUGUUUCUUGACAGGCAUCAGCUGUCCCUAGCACGGAUCAGUCCCACUUUCGUCCAUCUCAGCUGUCACCAUUUUCUGCCGAAAAUUCACCAAAUAGUGCUUUGCCAUCAACGUUUCCAUGUUCUAGGCCAAGUGAUGGUUCAUUAAAUGCUACUGGAGUGACCAUCUUGUUUCCUACACCUGCUUCCAAAAUGACGGACAGCAUUGUUCGUCAGCCCUCUGGAAGGCCACCUGACUUGCUGUCCACUCAACCUUUGCCAUGCUCACCACCAAGCUUGCCGUCUAGUCAACCUUUACCAUGCUCACCAUCUACAUUUAUCUUGCCGUCCACUCAAGCUUUGUCAUGCUCACCAUCAAGCUUGCCGUCCAGCCAACCUUUGCCAUGCUCACCAUCAAGCUUGCCGUCCAGCCAACCUUUGCCAUGCUCACCAUCUAUCUUACCAUCCACUCAACCUUUGCCAGGCUUGCACUCCAGUCAAUCUUUGCCAUACUCACCAUCAAGCUUGCCAUCAUUUAAUGACAGCCAACCAACCCAGCCAACAGAUAGGCCUCCUGAACCAAUCUUGUUGCUGAGAUCUGAUGUUACAUGUAAUACUUCCAAUCCAUCGUUGGGGUAAAGAAAAGGCUUUUACCUGCAUGCCAGAAGCAGGAAUGUGGUCCUUGCAAGAUAUGUAAUUGUAAAUCUGUUAAAUAUUCCCAUCUGUUAAAUGUAAAAUCAGUUGAAUUAGUUGAACUCAUUAAGAAUUUAUGUCAUGUAGAUAUGGAAAGUUGUAUUUGUGCUAAAUGCAUGGCAAAAUAUACAAAAAAAUUGAAGGAUCCCAUGUACACUCCACAAAAACAUAGGAAGAAAGAAAGGAGUGUUUGUUUUUUAUCGUUUUUUGAUAUGUGCACUGACACAUCUCAGAGAGAUUGUAAUUGCACUCUUGAAUCAUUCAAUAAUUGUUUUUCCUUAAAAUGUAUUUCAAUCCCGGAAACAUCAUUAUGUAUAAAGCACCGCACACAGCUGUCACGGUUCCAGAAUUGGGAAUGCUGUUCUGUUUGUGAAGAUUAUAUUAAAACGGAAGACAGAAGGUAUUCAUGUGCAACGAUGGUUGACAUAGAUAAAGAGAGACUUAACAAUAUAAAUGAAAAUCUGUCUCUUAAUGCCGAGAGUAUAUUAUGCAGUUCAUGUUACAGAUACACUUUGAAACAAAUGAAUAAACCAGCUUCAUCAAUUGAUGAACUACAAAAAAUGCUGAAAAUUGAAGCUGCACAACAUGAAAUUAACAAGACAACUCAGGAAACGAUACCAGACAAAGUGUUGUAUGAUGUUUAUUUGUAUGUAUGUACAUUAUGUGAAAAAGAUAAAUGUUUUUUGCUUUUAACUGUAUACAAAUACUAUGUUUCAAAACUGAGAAUAAUAUGCAAGGAAGAUAUGUAUUAUGAACAUAUGAAGAAAAGCCCUUCAUAUCUUAACGGUAGGAUAAUUCAUAAGUUUGGUGAUCUUUCGUCUACGCACAGAAUUGCACGCAAAUAUGGUUUGUUUUAUUAUCCUUCACAUUUAUCACAUGAAGAUAUUCUAUGCGCUUGGCAUUUGUCACACUCAAAACUCAACAAGGUCCAAAGUAAUCAAUCAAGUGAUGAUAUUGAGAUGAUGGAUGAUGAAUCUUUUUCCUUCACUAAUACCGAAUCAGAUUGUAAUAUGCAGUUCAGAAAAAUUGCACUGGAAUGCAAUGAAUUAUUACGCAAACAAGGAAGGGACAUAACCGCUCAUUUUAUUGCGAACCCAAUGUCCUUAGCUGAAUUCAAAUUUGAGACUGCUUUUGAUUUAUUCACCCCCCUUAUUUGGAACAUUAUUUGUAUCAUAACAUCUACUCAGGAUGAGAUCAAAUUUUUCAAGCAAUCUGACAUGAAUAUUGUUAAAGAAUAUGUACAGUUUCCAUCUGAAAAAGGGCAGGCCAGUCACAGAAGGAAACAGAGAAGAGUUGCUACAAUACUCUUGUUGCAAUUCAUCAUAAAUGAUGAGAACAACUACCCUUUGCAUGUCAUUGUUGCCAACUGUGUCAAGAAAAUGUCUCAUUCAACAAAGUUGUUAAAGAUCUUAUAUCAAAUAGGAUUUUCUUGCUCUGAAAGUACAUUAGAUCGAUUCUUACAGGAUAUUCAUGAUAAACGUGCACAAGCUGGGCCCCUCUCUGAAAUUGAAACAUCUGCAUUUACCAUUGUGUCCAUUGAUAAUGUUGAUGUUGUCACUCCAUAUGCUGCUGUUACUUUUGAUAAAUCUAGAAGUUGACAUGGGACAUCCAUCAUGGCUCAGCAACCAAAACCAACAUCUGAAAUUUUACACAAAAAUGAGCAACUUGAUGUGCAAUAUGCAGGUCCUGUUCAGGCAGAUACAUCCUCUAUUGACAACCCAUCACCAUCAUUCAGUAUUGAGAAUCAAUCCCAGCCUGCCACUUUGGUAAGAAAACCCAAAGUGCGUAGAAGAUUAGCGACUUUAGAUUCAAGAGAGG
Messenger RNA from Lytechinus variegatus (green sea urchin), 3030 nucleotides. RefSeq lists its product as uncharacterized. The record is from RefSeq and is a predicted model, not a curated record. The coding region runs from base 1302 to 2810 and encodes 502 amino acids. The transcript is spliced from 2 exons. NCBI's taxonomy places the organism in Eukaryota, Metazoa, Echinodermata, Echinoidea, Temnopleuroida, Toxopneustidae.